UUUGUAUGUAUAAAUGGUUACAACAGUAAAAAAAAAAACUUUCUGAUGUGACACAAUUUCCACAUAUUGUAGUCUGAUCUCGCGAUGUUUCCGUGUGACUCACGUGAGCACCCAAACACCGCGAGAAGUCGGGCAAGCAAACAAAAAUGGUGGCUCGCUGAUCGUCCAUGCGGCUCCGUGUGACCUGAAGAACUCCCGUUUUCUGUUUUUGGUAACUUAACUAAAAAACAUACUGUCACGUAGCUUGCUGAUAAAAGCGAGUCUUGGAGCGGCUCGGCGAACGACACAAACAUGCAGCACGACGACGUCAUCUGGGACAUUAUCGGCAACAAACAGUUCUGCUCCUAUAAAGUCAAGACGAAAACUCAGAGUUUCUGUCGCAAUGAGUACAACAUCACGGGUUUGUGUAACCGCUCGUCGUGUCCGCUUGCUAACAGCCAGUAUGCCACCAUCAGGGAAGAGAAAGGGCAGUGUUUCCUCUACAUGAAGGUGAUCGAGCGAGCGGCGUUUCCUGCCAAGAUGUGGGAGAAGGUGAAGCUGAGCAAGAACUACGAGAAGGCUCUGGAACAGAUCGACGAGAACCUGAUCUACUGGCCUCGCUUCAUCCGCCACAAAUGCAAACAGCGUUUCACAAAGAUCACGCAGUAUUUGAUCCGCAUGAGGAAGCUGGUCCUCAAGAGACAGAGGAAACUGGUCCCGCUCAGCAGGAAGGUGGAGCGGCGGGAGAAGCGGAAAGAGGAAAAAGCUCUGAUCGCCGCCCAGCUGGACAACGCCAUCGAGAAGGAGCUGCUGGAGCGACUCAAACAGGGAACGUAUGGAGACAUCUACAACUUCCCCAUCCACGCCUUCGACAAAGCUCUGGAGAAGCAGGACGAGGAGAGCGAGGCCGAUUCGGAGACAGACCGGGAGGAGGAGGAGGAUGAUGAGGAUGUUGGAAAGAGAGAGUUCGUAGCGGAGGAAGAGAUGGACGAGAGUGACCUCAGCGACUUUGAGGACAUGAACAACCUGAGGACGAGCAGCGAUGAGAUGUCCACUGACGACGAGGAGGAGCUGAUGAAGGCGUCACGCUCCAAAGGCAAAUCUCCCGCCAACAGUUCCGCUGCCAGGAAGAAGCGAGCGUACGUCGAGAUUGAGUACGAGCGGGAGACGGAGCCGCCCGCCAAGAGCGCAGCCACGUAGCGUUAACUGUCACCGUGACAACGCAACACAAACUCUUCUGCUUGCCGUGAUUGGAUCCCAAGUCACAAGACCGUCAUCGCAUUGCUUCUUUCAAUAAAAUUCCAAUGUGUUUUUUGAGAAAUGAAUAAAGAAUAAAUAAGACCAUAGAA
Molecule: messenger RNA, 1328 nt
Organism: Dunckerocampus dactyliophorus (ringed pipefish)
Lineage: Eukaryota; Metazoa; Chordata; Actinopteri; Syngnathiformes; Syngnathidae
Gene: mak16
Product: MAK16 homolog (S. cerevisiae)
Exons: 10
Coding region: 292-1179 (295 amino acids)
Biological process (GO): maturation of LSU-rRNA; maturation of 5.8S rRNA
Cellular component (GO): nucleolus; preribosome, large subunit precursor
Source: RefSeq, a predicted model, not a curated record